Ficedula albicollis (Collared flycatcher) is the source of this 1986-nucleotide messenger RNA. It is a transcript of the gene ZBTB8B, whose product is annotated as zinc finger and BTB domain containing 8B. The transcript has 4 exons. The record is from RefSeq and is a predicted model, not a curated record. Gene Ontology annotation, biological process: regulation of transcription by RNA polymerase II. Gene Ontology annotation, molecular function: RNA polymerase II cis-regulatory region sequence-specific DNA binding; protein binding; DNA-binding transcription factor activity, RNA polymerase II-specific. The coding region runs from base 65 to 1432 and encodes 455 amino acids. NCBI's taxonomy places the organism in Eukaryota, Metazoa, Chordata, Aves, Passeriformes, Muscicapidae.
UCCCGCUGUCCCCACGCUCCCGGUGUCCCCGCUGCUGACGCCUCUCUCCGUUCCCGGCACAGCCAUGGAGGUGCAGUCGUACUACACCAAACUGCUGGGGGAGCUGAACGAGCAGCGCAAGCGGGAUUUCUUCUGCGACUGCAGCAUCAUCGUGGAGGGCAGGAUCUUCAAAGCCCACAAGAACAUCCUGUUCGCCAACAGCGGCUACUUCCGAGCGCUGCUCAUCCACUACAUCCAGGACAGCGGCCGCCACAGCACGGCCUCGCUGGACAUCGUCACCUCCGAGGCUUUCUCCAUCAUCCUGGAUUUCCUCUACUCGGGGAAGCUGGAUCUGUGCGGGGAGAACGUGAUCGAGGUGAUGUCCGCCGCCAGCUACCUGCAGAUGACCGACGUGGUCAACUUCUGCAAAACCUACAUCAGGUCCUCUUUGGAUAUCUGCAGGAAAAUCGAGAGGGAAGCGGCUUUUUACCAGGCUGACAGCGGCAGCUCGGCCAGGGAAGGCACCUCCAAGAGCUCAGCCCCCGUGUCCUCGCUGCAGGAGAAGGAGAGGGUCCCGGAGUGCCACCGGGAGCCUCCCUGUGGCGACUGCGGCGAGCUGGUGGCCCUGAGCAGCGACUCCCCCGACGGCUCCUCGCUGCCCAAGGGGGUGGAACCCAAGGUGGAGUUUGACCCCGACGAGGCGGAGGCGGAGGCGGAGGCGGGCGAGCGCCUCCCCGCGGUGCCGCUGGAGCAGAUGGAAGAGGGGCAGCCCGUGGAGCUGGCCUGCAAUAAUUACCACAUGAAGCAGUUCCUGGAGGCUCUGCUGCGGAACAGCUCGGCCCCGAGGAAGGAGGACGUGGUGCAUCACCUUGUCCGGGGAUUUGAGGGUAGGGCUGAGGAUGCAGGAGUAGCCAUGAGCUCCAUGAUGGACAUUCACAGCGACUGGUAUGGUGAGGACACAGGUGACGUGCUGGUGGUGCCCAUCAAGCUGCACAAGUGCCCCUUCUGCCCCUACACGGCCAAGCAGAAGGGGAUCCUGAAGAGACACAUCCGCUCGCACACCGGGGAGCGGCCGUACCCCUGCGACACCUGCGGCAAGCGCUUCACUCGCCAGGAGCACCUGCGGAGCCACGCCCUGAGCGUGCAUCGCUCCAACAAGCCCAUCAUCUGCAAGGGCUGCAGGAGAACCUUCACCAACAGCCUGUCCCAGGGGCUGAGGCGCUUCGGGCUCUGCGACAGCUGCACCUGUGUCACCACCACCCACGAGGACUCCAUGCCCAUCAACCUCAGCCUGGUGGAAACAGCCUCAGAAGGGCAGGAGAAAGGAGAGGCUGACAAUGAUUGGCCCAUCUAUGUGGAGUCUGGAGAGGAAAAUGAGCCAGCUGAGGAUGAGGAUGGUGAUGACAAGCAGGAAAUCCACCGGAGUUUGUCAGACAGAGAGACUUUGAUGUAGCAGUGAGAGCAGAGGGGGAGCACUGAGAGGUUCCCUGGCAGAAAACUGCACAUUUGCUCCAUCGGUGACACUGUGCUGGUUUUUAUUAUUCUGGUUUUUUUAAAUUAAAUUGCGAGGAGAAUUGGGAUUUUUAAUAUUUUUUAAGUUUUCAGUGCUGUGCACCAGAAAUCUGGGAAGAAUUUUCUGUCUGGGGCUCCCAGAGGUUGGACUUGAGCAGUUUCUCUGCUUCCUGGUUUUGGUUUUGCAGCUGGAACGGCCCUGGCUUGUUUUGGGGACAGGUUUCUUCAAAUAAUGAAUCAUGGUCCUAAAGCCCUGAUCUGAAAGGGACACCACCUUUUCUCUGACAUGACAUGAAAUGUGGUUUUCAACUCUUACCUUGGGAUUUUUCCAAGCUAAUCUGUGAUCCUUCUGUCUUAGGACAGUGUUGUCUAAAUUAUGAACCAUAAAUGUUUGCUGAGACUGGAUUUGACCUGGAAACCAGGGCAGAAAAACCAGGAUAACAACAACAACAAAAAUAAACCAACAAAAAUAUGCUGCUGCUGGAAGGAUAGACA